Oryzias melastigma (Indian medaka) is the source of this 3196-nucleotide messenger RNA. RefSeq lists its product as uncharacterized. NCBI's taxonomy places the organism in Eukaryota, Metazoa, Chordata, Actinopteri, Beloniformes, Adrianichthyidae. Bases 1285 to 2469 code for a protein of 394 amino acids. The transcript is spliced from 3 exons. The record is from RefSeq and is a predicted model, not a curated record.
CUGUGAAAAACUGAUGACUUUCAGGAGUUGAUGGUUCUUGAAACUUUACAUCAGCCUGUGGAGUUCUUGUUUUUCUGAGGACACAUCCUGGUCCCGAGAGGCAUAUCCAUUACUUCAUAUAAAAACAUUUUAUGCUUUACAAAACUUUGAGUCUCACGGAAAAUCUCUAAUCAGAAACAGACAGACUCAUGGUGAAGGACAGUUUUCAAUCUGCAGGAAUUUAAACUCAUCCACAGAAAGAAAUGUCUUUUUAUACAUGAUUUUUACUUGGAAAGAACAUUAAAUUUGAAGGAACAAAACAGAAUUCUACCCACAUGGACCAGCAUCAAUAAAAGAUAAAGAAAGUUACCCACUAUACUCUCUAAAGCUCAAACCUUCAAGGAAAAAUAAGAGCAGAAUUACAGAAUGAAAAAAAAAUAUCUUGGAGGUUUAUGUAACUUUGCUAAGAUGGAAUAUUUUGUAGAAGAGACACUGAGUGAAAAAAAAAAUCAACCAAUCAAUAAAAAAGCAUUUCAAAUUACACUGUAAAAAAGUCCAGAACUUUGUGAGGGUCUCAAGACCCGCUUUUGCAGCAAACCAGCUGUGGUUUUACCAAUAGUGGCCUCUGUUAGUGAUUUAUGUGGAUCUUAAUUCAUCCAAAUUGAUUGAUGGACCCGUAAUUUGCGAAGUUUGAGGAGAAAAAAAAGACGUUGACAUUUGGAGAAAAUGUUUUUGUUGAGUUGAGAUGGAAGGACCAUGAUGGAAGAGAGAAACCAUUUCUGUGUUUUUGUUAUGUUUAAGUCCAAGCUGUGUUUCCUGCACCAGAGUGAGAAAGAGUCCAGUUCGCUCUGCAGCAGUCCCACGGUGUUGGUGGUGUCCAUGAGUACUGUGUCAUCAGAGUACUUGAAGUAUGUUAUACUGGGGGUAGUGCUCCUGCAGUCAUUUGUGUACAGAGUGAAGAGAAGUGGUGAGAUCACAGAGUUUUGGGGGGAUCCAGUGGAUAUAGUCCUAUUAGUGCUGAGAUGACCGUUGAUCCCUCUGGUCCCUCAUUGUGAGGAAUGAUAGAACCCAGAGGAUCAAGUGGGGGUGACAUUCAUAAAACCAGGUAAUUUGGAGGUCCAAGAAGACAAAGAAUCUGAGUGGGAAUCAAUCCCAUUUUAUAGAAUAAAACCCAAAAUCAUCUUUGUGGGCAAAAUGCUUUACAUCAACAACAAAACAGGCAAAAACUAGAUUGGAAAUGGUCAACAGCCAAUCAGGACGUAGAACACCAUAUAUUGUUAAAAAAUAGAAAAAAUAGUAACAAAGAUGACCAGCAGAGGGAGACAGAGGGACACCAGGACAGACAGCAGGAACUCUGGAAUAUCUUUGUUGACAUUCUCCCUCCAGGAAGAACCGUUGGCUGACAGGGGGAGGAGCUACACUCGGAGGUGUUCCUGGGCGGAGCUUCUCUGUCAUCCAGUUUUCAUGAGCUGGUCUCUCCAGACUCUGCAUGCAGAUGCUUUCAUGGUGACCGUGUCCGAGUGGACGCUGCAGAUGGGUUCCAGACUCUUCCGUCUGCUGCUGUGGACCAUCAGCUUCUCUGUGAAGGUCUCAGCAGAACUGAAGAACAUCACGGCAGAACCGGGUCAGAACGUCACUCUGACAUGUCGACUGUCAGACCAGAACCAGGUUCUGGUUCUAGAGUGGAGCAGAACGGACCUGCAGGAGGACGAAUAUGUGUUUCUGUACAGAGACGACAAAAGUGACUCAGAUCAUCAGCAUAAAUCUUUCAGGAACCGAGUGUUUCUGAAGGACAGUCGGAUGGGGGAUGGAGAUCUGUCUGUGGUUCUGAAGAACGCGACGACUGAUGACAACGGAACGUACCAGAGUAGAGUCGAAGGAAAUGGAAGAACCAGGAGGUCUGUUUUAGAUUCACCUCCCAUCUGCACCAUUCACCUGUUGGUGAUUCUUCCAGGUAAAAAAGAUGAAGGAAAAAACAAAGAUGGAGGAGGAAACAAAGAUGAAGGAGGAAACAAAGAUGAAGAAGGAAGCAAAGAUGGAGGAGACAAGGAUGAAGGAGGAAACAAAGAUGGAGGAGACAAAGAUGAAGGAGGAAACAAAGAUGGAGGAGACAAAGAUGAAGGAGGAAACAACGAUGGAGGAGGAGACAAAGAUGGAGGAGGAAACAACGAUGGAGGAGGAGACAAAGAUGGAGGAGGAAACAGGACGCAGGAAGUCCGUCAGGAUCCUCCUUUGUCGGUUCUUCUGGCAGUGCUGGUUCCUGUUGCUUUCCUUGCUCUUCUUCUCACUGUUCUUCUUCUCCUCCUCUUGAUCUCAAAGAGGAAAUCAGCUCCUCGUUCCACCGGAUCCAGGCUCCAGCCGGAACCGGAGCUCCGCCCUCUCAGCAGAGAAGGCGGAGCGGCUCUGGACACGUCAGACACUGAGCUUCUUCCACGCUCUCAGAAGAGCAGCAUGGUGUGUGUGUCCGCCGACAGCGUCACGCUCUUUUAGCUUUUCUGUCGGACUCCAGGCUCUGCUCCUCCAGAGUCUGUGGGAAUCUCAGAUCGCUGAAGACUCGGUUCUUCACAGACAGUUCCUCGUGGAGCAGAUGAAGCUUCUGUCAGGAUGCUCCGAGUGCAGAAGAAACAUGCAAAUGAAGAGCAACAGCCACAGGCAGAACUUCCUCCUUUCUAUCCUUGUAUGUAAAUGAGCUGAAAUAAACCUGCACAAUGUCUGAAAGGAUCUUUUCUCUCUUAUGUUCAACCAGAACCAUUCUUAUGGAAAACAUGGUUCAAAUGUGAGCAGGAAGCAGCUUUAAAGUUCAGACUUCAGACACCUGUUCAGGUGUGAUCCAAACACAGAUACCUGGAAAACAUGCAGACACAGCAUCCUUUGAGGCCUGGAGUUCCUGAUUUAGACCAUAGCAUGCAAAGUCUUUAGAUAUCAAAGCGGCAUCAGCUCCAGGAACUGAGUUCUCUGUGUCUGUAAUGGGACUUUGGAUGAAAACAACAACAAGAAACAGGAAGUUUUUCUCCUUCAGACCAGAAACAACAGAUCAGAGAUCAGAGUCAAAUAAAGCUACAGUGGUGUUGUUUGGUCUGCAGGUGCUACCAGGCCCCGCCCUCACUGACUGAACGGCUCUACCAGGCCCCGCCCUCAAUGACUGAACGGCUCUACCAGACCCUCCCCCCUUUGCCAUACUGGUCAGAGCUACAUGUAACAAAUUAAUUAAAAAAAA